CCCGGCAUCCAUUUCGCAGCUGGAGCGAGGGGGGGCGGCUCUGAGGGAAGAUGAAGGCGGCGGCCAUGUUGGGAGCUUCAGGGUGGUUUCGGUGCGGGGUGUGCUGAGGGAGUCUGCGCAGGGAGAGCUGUCGGUGGGGGAUCGGCGGAAGGUCGGGCUCGAAGCGGGAGGAGUAGAGCGCCUACUACGACUCUGAGCCGGGCUUGUUUAGUUGCUUGUGCCCGGCUUCAGGAGCGCUCGGCAGGGGAGGAGGGGAGGGGUGUCCCUGACCGAGGAGCGAGCACCAUGAGCGGGGGGACGCCCUACAUCGGGAGCAAGAUCAGCCUUAUCUCCAAGGCCGAGAUCCGCUAUGAAGGGAUCUUGUACACCAUCGACACCGAAAAUUCCACUGUGGCGCUGGCCAAGGUUCGCUCCUUUGGUACAGAGGAUAGACCAACUGAUAGACCUAUACCACCUCGUGAUGAAGUCUUUGAGUAUAUUAUAUUCCGUGGCAGUGACAUUAAAGACCUAACUGUCUGUGAGCCACCAAAACCUCAGUGUUCUUUGCCACAGGACCCUGCUAUUGUUCAGUCUUCACUAGGAUCUUCGACUACAUCUUCAUUCCAGUCUGUGGGGUCUUAUGGUCCUUUUGGCAGAAUGCCUGCAUACAGUCAGUUUAGUCCAAGCCCGCUGGUGGGGCAGCAGUUUGGCGCUGUUGGAGUUGCAGGAGGUUCUUUAACAUCUUUUGGAACAGACUCUUCAGCCAGUGCUAGCAUGUCCCAAAGCACUGCAGUUGGUUCUGCAUUUACAACAGAUGCAAGAUCACUAAAAACACAGAUGUCUCAAGGUCGUUCAAGCCCUCAGAUAGAUCAUUUGAGAAGGAGCCCCACCAUGGAACAAGCAGUGCAAACAGCUUCAGCCCACUUGCCUACUCCAGCACCAGUUGGGAGGAGGAGUCCUGUACCAGCCAGACCUUUGGUGUCUGCUAGCCAAAAAUCGUUAGAGAAUCAAGAGCACAGACGAGCUGAAGCACACAAGGUUUCAAGAUCAGAAAAUGAACUCAGAAAUGAAAACAAACGACAGAUUGUUCCAGGUGGACCUUCAGCACGGAGAGGCCGUGGAGGUCACAGAGGGGGCCGAGGAAGAUUUGGUAUUAGGAGGGAUGGUCCAAUGAAGUUUGAGAAGGACUUUGACUUUGAAAGUGCAAAUGCACAAUUCAACAAGGAGGAAAUUGAUAGAGAAUUUCAUAAUAAACUUAAACUAAAAGAAGAUAAACUUGAGAAACCAGAGAAGCCUGUAAAUGGAGAAGACAAAGGUGACUCAGGUGUUGAUACCCAAAAUAGCGAAGGGAAUGCGGAUGAGGAAGAUCCACUUGGACCCAACUGCUACUAUGACAAAACCAAAUCCUUCUUUGAUAACAUCUCCUGUGAUGACAAUAGAGAACGGCGACCCACCUGGGCUGAGGAAAGAAGACUAAAUGCUGAGACCUUUGGAAUACCACUGCGUCCCAAUCGCGGCCGUGGAGGGUACAGAGGCAGAGGGGCGAUUGGCUUCCGAGGUGGAAGAGGACGAGGAGGUGGAAGAGGUGGCUUCCCUGCCCCCCGAGGAUUUCGUGGUGGAUUCAGAGGAGGUCGUGGAGGCAGGGAGUUUGCUGACUUUGAAUAUAGGAAAGACAACAAAGUUGCUGCAUAGUCUACAAGAAAGCUGAAACCGGGUGAACGUCUAGAUCUUCUCGAUCCAGAGAAUUAGUUUCAGUCUCUGCAAAGAAUGAAGUUAGUUUGCUGUAUACUUGUCACCAGCACUGGGAUUUUACUAUUUAAUUUCAAAGGGGUGUAAUGCAGUUACUUUUGAAAAAUGGCCAUCUUUGAAAACAGUGAGCAUUAAAUAUAUUUGAGACAGAAGGAUAAGUAAUUUCUUAUGUAUAGUUAAUUAUAAAGCAGUACGUCGAUGGAGUUUAAGUAUUUUUUCAUCACUGAAAGGAUUUUUCUUAUUACUAAACUGUAUUUGAUAAUUGCUUCAAGUUGUAAGGACAACUGUAUGCAGAAGGCCGUCGAUACUGUGAGUGUUUUGAUCCACUGAAGGUUGUUUUUUGGAAAUCCUGUAAUAUCCCUUUUGAGAUAGUUGUACUUUUAUCAACUAGGGUGCUGGACAGUAGAAAACUUGCUUUGUCAGUCAAAUAUGUACACACAGUAAAUACUGUUUCUUAGGCAAAGGAAACUUUUUAUAUAGUUGUAAAAUUCCAUUAUAUCCCAUUGCCAAAGAAACAUUGCAAACUUUGUAUAGCUGUAUAAAAAGCGACUAAUUUUUUAACGAAUAAACAUUUUUAAGUCGGCA
Molecule: messenger RNA, 2313 nt
Organism: Aptenodytes forsteri (emperor penguin)
Lineage: Eukaryota; Metazoa; Chordata; Aves; Sphenisciformes; Spheniscidae
Gene: LSM14A
Product: LSM14A, mRNA processing body assembly factor
Exons: 10
Coding region: 286-1671 (461 amino acids)
Biological process (GO): cytoplasmic stress granule assembly; P-body assembly
Cellular component (GO): P-body
Molecular function (GO): mRNA binding
Source: RefSeq, a predicted model, not a curated record